AUCCUUCUUCUCCUUCUCCAGCUUGUACACUCUGCUGUUGCUGAAACAUCUCAAUACUGCCGAUUUGGGCACGACGACGGUGAAGUCGAUUUCUGCGUUGGCGUCAGCAUAUUCCACAACCACUCGAGAGCCUCACAUGACCUCUAUCUAAGACUUCAUGUGACUCAAUCCUCAUCUGGCAAAGGCUGGAACGCCAUUGGCUCCGGCCCAACCAUGGCUGGCGCACUCAUGUUCAUAGUGUAUGGCGACCCGCUGUCAGGGAGAGAUCCGACAGUCAGCGUCCGUACCGUGACCAGCAACAGCCAUCAAUCCCCACGGCCAGUAAAAGCCGUAGACACCGGGCUUGCGAAUGUCCGACUCAUGCAAUCCGAGUGGCUUCGGACCAAGGGAGCAGAUGAAGCCGAUGUCUUUGUAGCUUCUGUUGCCGCCGUCUGCUACGGGUGUUCGCGCUGGCCAGGGUCGCCUAUCGACGUCUCGGACACCUCUCACCCGUGGAUCUGGGCGUGGAACGACCGCCAGCAUAUGUCCCGAGCUGACUAUGCCGUGGAUGCCGGUAUGGAGGUUCAUAACUUUGGGGCGGGUGGGUGGGGGCUUUUUUACAUCGACAUGCAGCGCUCGACAGGCCACAGUGCCUCCUCGCCUCAAAUCCAGCCGGGCGUGGCGGCUAUUGGAGCCUCGACGUUUCCUCGAGAGACAUCAACGUUUCUUUCGAACGCAGAGAAUGCAUCCUCAGGAAUAACGUCUUUGCUCGUUGCUCUUGGAAGGUUUGGCCUUGGCCUCGGUCUUGGCCAUCUCCAUGCAUUUUUCAUGACCACAGCGUUUUUGUUUCUUUUUCCUAUGGGUGUGGCAGCUAUUGCACUAGGCUCAUCCAGUUCAUUCCGGUACCAUUGGGUCUUGCAAACACUGGCAUCAUCUUUGGCAGUCAUUGGCGCAAUCGUCGGAGUGAUAAUAAGUCACAGGCAGCCCUUCUGGACCUCUCACCAAGUAGCUGGGAUUGUUAUCCUACUAUUGAUCCUAAUGCAGGCGGUACUGGGACUGAGGCAUCAUUUCGUCUUUCUUCGUAUCAGACAGCGAAGUUGGGUGUCUCACGCGCAUAUCUGGUCAGGCCGGUUUAUACUAGUUAGCGGUCUUGGUAACAUCGUCAGCGGUAUGGCGAUGGCUGGACAUGCGACUGGCGCAGGCAUCUGGCUGGUACUCGUCUUCAUGUUGCUGGGCGCAGCAUCGCUUGCGCUGUGGAUUUGUAUCGCCAGGAGAAGGUCAAGAAUGGCGUCUCCAGGCUUUCCGGAAAAUGCAACAGGAGCGGCAGCGUGGAGACUUGUAGACGCCUCAAACUUUGGCUUAUGCGACGAUAGUGACGGGGAAAGCCCGGAAGACAGCAAAGAU
Colletotrichum navitas is the source of this 1383-nucleotide messenger RNA. RefSeq lists its product as uncharacterized. NCBI's taxonomy places the organism in Eukaryota, Fungi, Ascomycota, Sordariomycetes, Glomerellales, Glomerellaceae. The record is from RefSeq and is a predicted model, not a curated record. The transcript has a single exon. The annotation marks the transcript as partial.